Messenger RNA from Harpegnathos saltator (Jerdon's jumping ant), 779 nucleotides. RefSeq names its product UBX domain-containing protein 11-like. Lineage: Eukaryota; Metazoa; Arthropoda; Insecta; Hymenoptera; Formicidae. The transcript has 4 exons. The coding region runs from base 268 to 561 and encodes 97 amino acids. The record is from RefSeq and is a predicted model, not a curated record.
UUUACCUAAAUCGAUUUUUCUCUCUGAUUGCGCAUGUUGCAGAUACAACUUCGGACGAGUAACUGGGGUUUUCGGCGACAUAAGAAAAUUCAUGUGAAUGCUGUCAGGUCCGUCAAUCAAUGCCAUCGUCUAUAAUGAGUCAAGGAAAUCUUCCGAUUCAACCGAAGAACAAAUAUCCAAGAAAUUCCUUUCUGUCGCGUGACAACAAUUGCAAAGAGCGAAGUCAUAAGCGUGCUGACGAAACAGUUGUGUCUGGCGGAGUCUCAAAUGCGAAAAAUACAAUCCACCAUGUCGAAAGCUGAGGAAGGAUUACGAACCAAAGAUCAGGAAAUCGCACGCUUAAAGCGGAAGGUAAAAGAAUGGGAAAAUAAACACAAAAGUCAAGAGCUGUUGCAUAAGAAAGAGCAACGAAUUCAGGCUAGCAAUUCCGAGUAUUUCUAUCAACGAUGUCUUACGCUGGAACACAAGAUCUUCGAGAUGGAGAAAUUCUUGGCUGAUUACGGUCUGGUAUGGGUGGGCAAUAAAAAAGAUCAGAUGGAUACCGAUAAUGUUAGCAAGUAAUUGGAACAAGCAUUAUAUCGACUUGAUGCGGAAGUAAUCCACCGAUUUAAUUGUCAGUAAACCUGUUGCAGUAAUUAUAUCGACAUUUGUUACGAUCAGCUGGUUGCUAAUAUCGAUCAGCUAAACCUGACCGCGCGAAAGGGCGAAGUUCACAUUCAACAUAAUGAGAAAGGAGGAGGGGCAACUUUCAAAGUAACGUUUUGCAGUUUUCUAAUACU